AUGAAGGAAAUAGACGAACGCAGUGAUGAGAUGCAAAGUCACAUUGAGUCAUUGGUGACCAUAAUAAAGGCGGCAGAAGUACGCCGUGAGCAGCUAUGCGAUAAAAUGGUUUCACUGGCGAAGUCCGCGAAGGAGGCAAGAAAACGCCGUAUGAAAUUACGGAGAGAGAUAUACUCAUUAGAGAAAUUGAUUCGGGAGAAUACGUACAGGGCGAAUCUGGAAGAGGUGGAAUGCUGUAUAGAAUAUGUGAAUUCCAUCAACGAGAACAUGGCUGUCACUGAAGGAGGAAACGAGAACUCUAUCGAACUUCAAAAGACCAAGAGCAGGAUUCCUGUGAAGUCAGCCCCAAGCGUACUGCAGUCCAAGGUGAAAAGUUUCAGCAAUAUCAGUCACAAGCCUUGUGGGGGAAAUGUUAGGAUAGUACACCGGAAGUUCGACUAUAGCAACGUGCAGGCCAAGGUCAACACAUGGAGGAAUACGGCAUAA
Messenger RNA from Cryptotermes secundus, 486 nucleotides. RefSeq lists its product as uncharacterized. The transcript is spliced from 6 exons. Bases 1 to 486 code for a protein of 161 amino acids. The record is from RefSeq and is a predicted model, not a curated record. Lineage: Eukaryota; Metazoa; Arthropoda; Insecta; Blattodea; Kalotermitidae.